Messenger RNA from Strongylus vulgaris, 399 nucleotides. The record is from the annotation of a GenBank genome assembly. NCBI's taxonomy places the organism in Eukaryota, Metazoa, Nematoda, Chromadorea, Rhabditida, Strongylidae.
GAAUCAAUCAACUCUGGUGUUCCACUUGUCACUAUAGCCCUAUUCGGUGAUCAGUUCAAAAAUUCGAGAAUUGCACAGAAGCAUGGAUUUGCAGUUAACCUCAAAAAGGGGGCGUUAAAUGAGGCCUCUAUUGUGGCAGCACUCAAAGAAGUCCUCAACAAUGAGAAGUACUCCCAAAAUGCCAAACGACUCUCGUUAAUGGUGCGUAAGAAGCCAGUCAGUCCGGGACAUUUGCUUGUAAAAUGGACAGAAUUUUUGGCUGAGUUUCAAACGCUCGAUAAUCUCGUUCCAGCAGGAAAUAAUCUGAACUUCUUCCAGUACUUCUCUAUAGAUGUGAUAGAUGGAAUGACGCGUGAACACGAAGUGGUAUCUUCAACACGUGCUAACGACUAUUUCUGA